GAGGCGGGCCUGGGCUCUGGCUGAGGCCACCGUGGGCCGCACACGCCCCUGCGGUCGUGCCGGGGAAUCGGGGGAACCCAGCGCCGCCGCCCAGGGCGCUCCCGAGUUCCCGCAGCCCCGCGCAGGUCAGGAGGGCGCGGCCCGGAUCUGAUCGUUUUGUGGACAGCGCGACUCUCAGAGUGGUCAGCGAGCCACUGAAACCGGCAAGAGGCUCAGGGGGCGCCUCCUGGCGGAGGUCUGGGGAUCCCGGGGCGGUUAGGGGGCUGGAUCUGCGUUUUGGGGUUGGCAGCCGAAGAGGCUGCGGCGGGGUCACUUCCUCUUGUCUCCAGGCCUCGGUGGCUGGGCUCAGGCGGGGCAUGCGCAAUCCCCCACUUGUCGCUUAGUUGAGGAAAGUGUCCAGCGCCCCAGAGAUCACCGUUGACCGACUGGCCAAAGAUUGAGAGGCAAGCCCGGGGCCUUGGCACGGAAAGGGGCCGAGAGGCGCCCUGGGCCCGGUGGAUUAGGGCGCCCUGGCAGACACAGUGGAGUGGGCAGCCAGCCAGCCAGCCACCCGCUUACAGACUCCUGAGCAGUGCCAGGCCCGGGGCGGGACGCACAGAACCGUGUGGGGGGUGGGAGGACAAGGCUGACCUGCAGGAGUCCUCUGCCCUCUGAACCGCUGGGGCAGAGGGACGUCCAUCCCUCGACAAACCAGCAAAGGAAAGCUUUUCAUUUCCUGACACGUGCUGUGAAGGAAAUAAAACGGCGAGGUGGUGCCUGUGGGCCGAGCCCCAGAAAGAUGAGAUCCAGAACCUAGGGAUCCUCUUGCAGAUUCUACCCGUCCCCAACCCCCUUUCAAAACACAACUCUUUCCCUGACUGUAGUCUUGAGGAGUCUCCACGAAUCCCGGUCUCUCCUGCAGUUUCUUGAUUCUCCAGGCUGUUAUUCUGCCCUGGGCCUUUGCUUCCCUUUCUUCCUCCUGGAACCUCUCCCUCCUUUUUCUAUGCACAUUCUUGUCUCAGCUCAGCCUCACCUUCUCAGAGAGGCCUGGACAUAGUCACAGUGCUGUUGUAAUUUUCUUCCUAACCCUGAUUUUCUGCUCAGAUCUUGCUUAUUUUACUUAUGGUCCUUCCCUCCCCAAAUGUCAACUCCAGGAAGGUGAAGGUUUGUCUGUCUUGUUCAGCACUGUGUUCCAGUGCUCAGAAUAGUGCCUGGUACAGAGUUUGCACUCCAUAAAUGUUGGUGAGGUGAUUGAAGGAAAUGCUCCAGGACCAGGAGGGCCACCUGCUGCUGGAGCAGAGAGGGUGAAGGGAAGAGGUGUGCAGGGCAGACUGCGUGGGGUCUUGCUGGCCCAUCGAGGAGUCUGGUUUUACACAGGAAGUGUUGGAGGAUGAGUCGGGGAAGGAACUGAUCUAGCUUGUUUUUAGAGGGGCCCUUGCACCCUAGUAGGUCUGAGGAAGUUAGCAGUGCAAUGGACCCUGCUUCACCCAGUUACUGGCUAGGAGGGCCUGGCAGGUGCUGGCCCAGCCCAACCUGCCCCCCAGCUGCUGUACUCUCCCUCCUCAGGCCCCUGACUGCCAGCGGUGGUAUUUCCCCUUGUCACCUGGAACCCCAUGCAGCCAGAACCUGGGCCUAGCGGGGCUGGGGCCUGCAGCCGAUUCCUGCCCCUGUGGUCGCAGUGCCCCAAGGGGGCAGGGGACGCGGUGAUGUAUGCUUCCACUGAGUGCAAGGCUGAGGUGACACCUUCUCAGCAUGGCAACCGCACCUUCAGCUACACGCUGGAGGAUCACACCAAACAGGCCUUCGGCAUCAAAGAACUGCGGCUCAGCCAGCAGCUCUGCGAUGUCACGCUGCAGGUCAAGUACAAGGACAUACCAGCCGCCCAGUUCAUGGCCCAACAAGGUGGUGCUGGCCUCGUCCAGCCCUGUCUUCAAGGCAUGUUCACCAAGGGCUGCUGGGAGCAGGGCAUGGAGGUGGUUCCCAUCGAGGGCAUCCACCCGCAGGUCAUGGAGCGCCAUGAGUUCGCCUACACGGCCUCCAUCUCCAUGGGUGAGAAGUGUGUCCUCCACGUCAUGAACGGAGCUGUCAUGUACCAGAUUGACAGUGUGGUCCGCGCCUGCAGCGACUUCCUGGUGCAGCAGCUGGACCCCAGCAACGCCAUUGGCAUUGCCAACUUCGCCGAGCAGAUUGGCUGUGCUGAGCUGCACCAGCGUGCCCGGGAGUACAUCUACAUGCACUUUGGGGAGGUGGCCAAGCAAGAGGAGUUCUUCAACCUGUCCCACUGCCAGCUGGUGACUCUGAUCAGCCGGGACGAUCUGAACGUGCGCUGCGAGUCUGAGGUCUUCCAUGCCUGCAUCAACUGGGUCAAAUACGACUGUGAGCAGCGGCGUUUCUACGUGCAGGCGCUGCUACGUGCAGUGCGCUGCCACUCGCUCACGCCUCACUUCCUGCAAAUGCAGUUGCAAAAGUGCGAGAUCCUGCAGUCGGACUCGCGCUGUAAGGACUACCUGGUCAAGAUCUUCCAGGAGCUCACGCUGCACAAACCCACGCAGGUGAUGCCCUGCCGGGCCCCCAAGGUCGGCAGGCUCAUCUACACGGCCGGUGGCUACUUCCGACAAUCCCUCAGCUACCUGGAGGCCUACAACCCCAGCAACGGCACUUGGCUGAGGCUGGCCGACCUACAGGUUCCACGGAGUGGCCUGGCAGGUUGCGUGGUGGGUGGGCUGCUGUACGCCGUGGGCGGCCGAAACAAUUCCCCAGAUGGCAACACUGACUCCAACGCUCUGGACUGCUACAAUCCCAUGACCAACCAGUGGUCGCCCUGUGCUCCCAUGAGCGUGCCUCGCAACCGUAUCGGGGUCGGGGUCAUCGAUGGGCACAUCUAUGCAGUUGGAGGCUCCCACGGCUGCAUUCACCACAACAGUGUGGAGAGGUAUGAGCCCGAGCGGGAUGAGUGGCACUUGGUGUCCCCAAUGCUGACCCGGAGGAUCGGGGUGGGCGUGGCUGUUCUCAAUCGCCUGCUCUAUGCUGUUGGGGGCUUUGAUGGGACGAACCGCCUUAAUUCAGCCGAGUGUUACUACCCGGAGAGGAACGAGUGGAGAAUGAUCACCCCCAUGAACACCAUCCGAAGUGGGGCAGGAGUCUGCGUCUUGCACAACUGUAUCUAUGCCGCUGGGGGCUACGAUGGUCAGGACCAGCUUAACAGUGUGGAGCGUUUCGAUGUGGAGAAAGAAACAUGGACUUUUGUAGCCCCCAUGAAGCAUCGUCGAAGUGCCCUGGGGAUUACUGUGCACCAGGGGAGAAUCUACGUCCUCGGAGGCUAUGAUGGUCACACGUUCCUGGACAGUGUGGAAUGCUACGACCCAGAAAAAGACACCUGGAGUGAGGUGACUCGAAUGACAUCGGGCCGGAGCGGGGUGGGCGUAGCUGUCACCAUGGAACCCUGCCGGAAACAGAUCGACCAGCAGAACUGCACCUGUUGAAGCACUUUUGUUACUUGGGGGAGAAAAGAAAGCAUUGUAUUUGUACCCAACAACAGACAAAGAAGAGGUGACAGCAGAUACUCCUCCUCCAGGAAGGGAGGCUGGAUGCCUCCAUGUCCAAAUGACCACUCACAAGCAGACCAGAGUGGGACCCACAGCCUCUCCCUGUAGCCCCAGGAGUGUCCAAGACAGACCUCUUGGGAGGGGUGUAGGAAGGACACGCUCCCAGGAGAGGUCCCACAGCCACUUGGGAGGGACUAGGACACCACCAGCUGCCACCUCCCUUUGAGGUGAAAGCAAGUGCCAGCUCAGACUGGCUUUCGUUUCCUGCAUCUUUGCAGUUGGUUCCCAGAGACCUCUAAGGGGUCAGGUGAGGCCUCAGGGGCUGAGGCCCCAGGAAGUAUCCCCAGGGAUGGGCCUGUACAUAAAAGCCACUGAGUGUCUCUGCCCUGGACAGUCAUUUUGUUGAUAAGUAACCCUGUAACUUUCCAAUGAGAAUAAAGAACAAACUAAC
Molecule: messenger RNA, 3975 nt
Organism: Sciurus carolinensis (gray squirrel)
Lineage: Eukaryota; Metazoa; Chordata; Mammalia; Rodentia; Sciuridae
Gene: Keap1
Product: kelch like ECH associated protein 1
Molecular function (GO): transcription factor binding
Source: RefSeq, a predicted model, not a curated record